Lymnaea stagnalis (great pond snail) is the source of this 10830-nucleotide messenger RNA. Lineage: Eukaryota; Metazoa; Mollusca; Gastropoda; Lymnaeidae. The record is from the annotation of a GenBank genome assembly.
UUAUUCAUAGCAUUACACAAUUACAAGUCUAUUAAUUUACUUAAUUAAAAGUCCCAAGAUUAAGACUGCGAUGAAAUUUCCCACUUUCCCUCUUUUGUAUCAGUUUAAUCCGGAGAGAGCAUCAGAUGAUAAUUAAUAUAUUGACCUUAGACGAUGUCCUAGGGAUAGUAAUCAAUUCUCAUUUUAUAGACGGUUUGAGUAGAGAUGAAGAAUCGACAUCAUCUUCUUAACUAGAGACUGGCGGGAUGACUUUGAUGUUAUACUAGUACAAAGUACAAGGACAUCAGACGAACUUAACCAAGGUCUUUCAAUCGCCAUGAAGCCAGCACGUCAAACGUUUCAUCCAGUGGACAGAGGAUGGUCGUGGAUGAUUAUGAUAGGUGAGUAUGAACACAGGAAUCAACAAUUACAGCAUGUUGUGCUUUCGACACAGGAAAAGAGCCACAUUUGGUGAAGAAAAAUUGAACUCUAUAUAUUAUAAUUCAUUUAUGAUACAGACUUAAAUUUAAAAAAAAAUAAUACAAGUCGUUAGUUUUAACUUGCGUAUCCCAAUCAAGGCUGUACAUCGACUAAAUGCCGCUAAAAUUCAACCCCUACACACAUCUGUUGUACAAUUUUUGCAAGUAAGUAAGUAAUAAUAAUAAUAAUAAAGUUUAUUUGAAAAUCACGCUUCAUCCCCAAAGGCUCGAAGCGCGGUACAAAGUCAUCCAUAUUAAAAGAGAAAUGAAAAAAAAAUAUAUAUAUUAUAACCACAUUGAAAAUACAAAGCGCAACAUUACAAAAACUACACACGAGCAUACCCAUUCUAAGUCUUUCAUCCCUUGCAAAUAUAAACAACACAGUCCAAUAUACAACUGGAAAAGAUGGUAGACAACAUCUCUCGAGCAGGUGUUUGCGAAAUUCGGUGUUUUCAAUUCGGUUUUGAAGGACUCCAGUGUCUGGCUGUUUCUGAGAGCGUCAGGAAGUGUUUUUCAAAUUGUUGGGCCAGCAAAUGCGAAAGUGCGCCUUCCGUAAGUCUCAAGGCGAACAUGUGGUUUGCCACUAUUGGAUCAGCGGAGUAGCCACAAAACCACCCGCCGAGGCCACUCCCCCCUCCCCCCCCCCCAAAUCCGCUUUACGGACACCAUUAAUCCCAUUACGACACUGUAUUGCGGUAGAUAAGAGUCCAAAUAGCUACUAAUAGCAUCUAACCACUUUUCUCCCAGCAAGCUUUGGUGUCCACUUUGUGACCAUGGGUUACCUCAAGUCCUUUGGACUUCUUAUUGUGGAGUUCCAGGAAAAGCUUGGAUCUAGUGCGACACAGACCUCGACUAUCAAGGGUGUCCAGGAGUUCUGUUACUGCUUUUUAAGUACGUUUUCAAAUUGAGUUAUUUUAGUUUGUAGCAUUAUUUAUAUUAGUGAUUAUAAAUACUUACAAUUAAUCUUUUAUGUCAUGCUACACAUAGCUAUAUUUAUAAUUUUAUCUUUCAGCAAUUUAAAUAAAACCUAUAGCUGCUAUUCAACUUUCGAAGAUUAAAAUAAUAUAUUCUUAAAGAAAAUGUCUUCAGUUUUCAAACGUUGAUAACAUUGAAGUGUGCUAGCACAAGUUUGUCCUAGUUUGCUGCAACAUAUUUAAUCGCCAAGUGUAUGCCACGACUCGAGUUCCUUAAUGUCCCAUUGAUAUACAGUCACAUUUAGAUGAUGUCACUCCGCCCCCCAACCCCCAGAGCUCUAUGUGACAUGUCUGUAGUGACAUGCUGAUUAAGAGGCGGUGCCACCGAACCCCUGGUGUACAACAACACCAUGCAAGGGUCCUGCGUGUCGAGACAAAGGUCUUGCAUGGUAACUGUGUUAGAAAGAGCACAGCUCCAUGGUACACAGGUCCAUGGUACACAGCUUCAUAGUACACAGUUCCAUGGUGCACAGCUCCAUGGUACAGAGAUCCAUGGUAACAACCCGAUUACAGUUGGAAAAAAACCUACAGAAACAGGUCGGGAUCAUGAUUACCAGUUGUCGCUAAUGGAUAUGAGUCAUGGGUGGGUUGUGGCAACCCAUGCCAAUGAUUAUAUCAAAUAUAAUAAGCGUUAAUAAGCAACCGUUUCGUCCCAGCUACUUCAUGAAGUAUUAACGAGGUGAAAAACAUUCGUAGAAACCUUAUUAGAGGGCGUCUGGCGCCACUCCGGGAUAGAGAGAGGUCUAUUUUUAGCACAUUAGAGAGUUCGAUUGCUGGUGUGGCAAGAACAGCACUACCAGCCGACCAGGUCCUCUUUUGUUCUUAUUGUCCCCCUUGCUUGGUAAAUCAAGUGAAUGAUGGGCGGGACUGUCUCAGCGGUGGAGUACUUCCGGCGUGCCUCUUUGCGGUCCGAAGUUUUUCCUUAUUCGGGUUUGGAAGAAAAGGUUUACGCUGGUGAGGGUCUAAAUGAGAUGCGGCAAGACGGACGGCUUGCUGUUUUCUUAAGAAAUUAGAUUGGAUGAUGUCACUAACGACGUAGUUCUAUCGUUUCGUUCUUUGUUUUGCAGCUCUACUGGUGACGAACUAUGGGGUCAAGCGAAUGUCUAUUCGGACUUUGAGUAUUUUGGGCGUCCUACUCGAGACACUGUCUGUGGCUAUCAGCGGCUUCCUGCCAAACGGUGUCGUACUCAUCUUUACCCUAGGAGCCAUUUUCGGCAAGUUCUUGUACAAUUAGCAUCUUAAACAGGUUAGAUGGCAAUUGAAGUUUUAAUGAACAUCUUAAACAGGUUAGGUGGCAACUGAAGUUGUUGUUUUUUUUACUAGACAAAACAUUUUUAUACAAAUAUUAUCAUCCUUAAACUUAGGCUAAAAUUAUUAAAUUAUUUUCUUGACAUUGAGCCUUCUUGUAGGGUAAGUUUUGUAAUCUCAAGGUGAGGUCUGAAGGUUUAAAGUCUUGUUUAAAGCAUUUGUUCGAUGACUGGAGUAAGUAGGUGGGUCAAACCAAGUGACAAGUUUUGAAGGAAGUGCAUUUUAAAUGCACUGCAUGUACUAUACGUUGUUUAUAUUUGAUGUAUUUCUGUUUGUUUUGUGGUUUUCCUAAUUGAGAGGAAACAUUAAAGACCGCCAUGAGUGUCAUAAACUCUAUAGUUAAGCCACUGGGUAAAAUGUAUUUAUGUUUUCUACAGCUUUAAAAAAAUUAAGGUAAGAGAAUAUUCUUUUAUUGAUCCAAAUAAAUAGAAAUAUGCUUUGUGUACAUUUUACAUAGUCUAAGCUGUUUCUAUAAUGUAAUGAUCCAUCGCUUGAAGGAUGUGGAAACGCACUGCUCUACUGCCCAACGUUGAUCAUCCUCAGCCAGUACUUUAAGAUACGCCGACCACUAGCAACGUCCAUAGCAGCAUGUGGGUCAAGUGUUGGCGGAAUAGCCUUUCCUGCACUGACCAACUAUUUGCUGGACCGUUUCGGACUCCAGGGCACAACUCUCUUACUGUCUGGAAUAAUGCUACAGGUCUUUAAUCUUACAACUCUUACUGUCUGGUAUGGUGCUGCAUGUCUUUAAUGUUACAACUCUCUUACUGUCUGGAAUGAUGAUGCAUGUCUUUAAUGUUACAACUCUCUUACUGUCUGGAAUUAUGCUACAGGUCUUUAAUCUUACAACUCUUACUGUCUGGUAUGGUGCUGCAUGUCUUUAAUGUUACAACUCUCUUACUGUCUGGAAUGAUGAUGCAUGUCUUUAAUGUUACAACUCUCUUACUGUCUGGAAUUAUGCUACAGGUCUUUAAUCUUACAACUCUUACUGUCUGGUAUGGUGCUGCAUGUCUUUAAUGUUACAACUCUCUUACUAUCUGUAAUGAUGUAGCGUGUCUUUAAUGUUACAACUCUCUUACUGUCUGGAAUGAUGAUGCAUGUCUUUAAUGUUAUCGAAACACGAUGUCUUCGUUUUGAGUGAAAGAACAUUUAAAACAUUAUUUUAGCAUAAAAACACAAUUCUUCAGCAUACAAACACAGACUUGAUCAAAUAGAAAUCAGAUUUGCGAGGCUUGCAAAUUCAUUGGAUGGAUGCUAUUUUGAAUACAGGAAAUUAUAGAUCACAGUGGAGAAAGUUAUUUUCAUUAAAUUUAAUAUCUAAACAGUUGCAAUGAAAUGCACAGCCACCAAAAAAAAAAAUAAAAAAAAAAUAAAUAAAAAAUAAAUAAAUAAUAAAACAAUGAAUCGUUGUGGAUUUAACUAUUUUAAAUAUUUUAAAAAAUGCGAAAUUUUCUCACUGUACGUUUUUAUUUUUUUUAAAAACUUUAAUUUAAUUCAUAUUGGCGACUUAUAGGAAUAUAUAUAAAAUUUGGUUUAGUUUUGAUAAUAUUCAAAUACGUUUAUUACGAAACGCUGCAUAUCUAAUAUCUAUUUGGUUGACGUCUUAUGGGGGAUUUCGUGGUCUAACAAAAUUAAGUGGAUCUUCGAGACCAAUUCUGUGAAUAGACGGAGACCCAAACUUUGGUUCCAUUAUUUCCGUUUCAACAAGACAGUACAGCCGCUAGUAGAGAACUAGUCCCAACAUUAUCAUGGAAUGACUGCAGAUGUUUCUUUCAAAAUAUUUAAAUUAGACUAUAUAUUCCACUUUGUUUUUUUAAAUUCCUCAACAGCAAAUGAUAUUUGUAAUUGUGUACACACCUCCAUCAGACUACCAGCCCAUGAAAGCCAAAGAUUACGUUGAUGAGGUGGAGGCUAAGCUCGGUACAGACAAUGGUAACGGUACACAACUACACUCAAUCAAAUCUCCGGUUGUAGAGGAAGAAAAACAACUCUUGGCGAACUUAAACGGCACAGACAACGGAGGAAAUUUAAACCAACUGUUGUUGAAAAAUGAAAACUCAAAAAUUUCUGAAACGGUGGAACCAAAUGGUUCCAAUUCUUUAAACUCAGUUCCUAAUUUGAAGAUCAGUCGUGAAAAUAGCACUGAAAACAAGGCUAAUCACGAAACAGAUUUAACGGAUAUAAACGAACGAUAUUCCCUUCAUCCCAAUGAGGACACACUGCUUGCAGAUACCUCAAACAAAGUACUUCCUCUAAGACAAGAAACAGAUACGUAAGUACAAUUCAUUGAAUACAUUGAAUAUUUUUGGACAUAAAAUUCUUCAAACUCCCAAGCUCCUCCAAUGACACUUCCCCAGCCCCUUCAAUUAGGCACUUCCCUGACCACUCAGCAUGACACCUCCCUGGCCCCUUCAAUCUGACACCUCCCUGGCCCCUUCAAUCUGACACCUCCCUGGCCCCUUCAAUCUGACACCUCCCUGGCCCCUUCAAUCUGACACCUCCCUGGCCCCUUCAAUCUGACACCUCCCUGGCCCCUUCAAUCCGACACCUCCCUGGCCCCUUCAAUCCGACACCUCCCUGGCCCCUUCAAUCCGACACCUCCCUGGCCCCUUCAAUCUGACAUCUCCCUGGCCCCUUCAAUCCGACAUCUCCCUGGCCCCUUCAAUCUGACAUCUCCCCGGCCCCUUCAAUCUGACACCUCCCCGGCCCCUUCAAUCUGACAUCUCCCCGGCCCCUUCAAUCUGACAUCUCCCUGGCCCCUUCAAACUGACAUCUCCCUGGCCCAUUCAAUCUGACAUCUCCCUGGCCCCUUCAAUCUGACAUCUCCCUGGCCCCUUCAAUCUGACAUCUCCCUGGCCCUUUCAACCAAACACUUCCCCAUCCCCUUCGAAGUGGCAACUCCCCAGCCAUCUCAAUAUGCCACCCCGUAGCCCCUUCUACCUCACACCUGCACGGACACAUUAAACGUUAGUUUCCAUUCCUUUUCCCCAAUAUGAUCCUGUACCACCCACUUCCUUACUCUCGCAACCGUUCUAUUUCUCUACCUGUGCAUCCUCGUACUCUCCACCAUCUCGAACACUUUCUUUCUUUUUAGUGAAGUUCUGACCUAAAACAUAUCAUUUUCAUCAUCCUCUGUCCAACCAGUCAUCUCCACUAACACCACAUACAUUCCAUACUACCUUCUUAAUAUUUAAUAAUAAUAAUAAAGUUUAUUUGAAAAACACGCUUCAUCCCCAAAAGCUCGAAGCCGGUACAAAGUCAACCAUAUAAAAAAGAGAAAUAAAAACAAUAUAAAAUUUACCACAUUUAAAAACAGACGCAACAAUAUAAAAACUACAUACGAGCAUAGCAAGUCAAAGUCUUUCAUCCCAUUUCAAUCAUAAUUUCAGAUUGUCAUUACUUAAAAUAUAAUUUAUCAUUGUCUAUACUUUAUUAAAAGGCUUUUUUUUUCAAAUCUCGGGAGAAAAUCAUAACACAGUUAAGAAAUAGCAAAAAAAGAUAUGUCUAAUAGAAAAACUAAAAAUAAGUAUUGCUCUAAAUUUCACUAACUCGGAGGAUAAAUGAAUCAAAGAAAUCUCCUGGGAAAAUGUACAAUGCAAUUUGGUGCAACUAUCUCAUUUUUACACAUGUUUAUUAAACACAGCGCAAUCGUCUUGCCCACAUACACUUAAGCCAUACAAACAGUACAUAGAUUAUACUCAUCGACUUACGCACAUUAACUCAAGCCAUACAAAUCGUAGAUAGCUUAUAAUUAUUGAUAGAGAUAUUAUCAGUACCAAAACCUAUUUGUCCUCUUUAUCCAGCAAUGAAAAUGUGGUAUCGCGGCCUCUCAAACCAGGAUCUUGCUUCAAGAUCAAAGUCCCCGCCAUCAUGAAACUGCCUACGUUCUGGGUUCUUGCCAUCUACUACAUGUUUGCCAAGAAUGGGACGGUGAUCCCAACUAUUUAUUUACCGACAUUCGCCAGGGAGAGAAACUUGUCCCACGAUGAAAGCGCGCUUGUCCUGAUGCUCUCAUCCAGUGUGGAUAUUGCUGGCAAGAUUCUGUCAGGUAAUUGGUCAUCUUGUUGGAGCUAUUUUUCGGUCAGAUAAUAGAUUUAUUAAAUGAAAUAAUCACUAUUUUUUUUUCUAUAUUCUAUUUCAUUUAUAUAAAACAAAUUAGCUUGAAUGCUUAAAUUGAUUUAAUGUUUCUUUCAAGACGGAUACAUUUGAUUUCCCACAGGCCUGAUACUACACUUCAAGAUUUUGAAACCAACAUCAUACAUGAUUAUCCCCCUUGUGUGUAUGGGUGUCAUCUACAACUUAACUCCAUUGUUUACAGAUUUUAACUCCAUUGUUGGCCUUGGGCUAGCUUAUGGACUUCUCUGUAGCUCAUUCUGGCCACUACUGGUAAUGUGCUGGGGAUUCAGUCUUCUAGUUCUCGCCCUUAAAAUUUCCUAUAUCUUACAUCUCAAACUUCUUAAAUAUAAGAGUAAGUCUUUUUGAAAUAAAGCCUACUAUACAUUUUAUGCAAAUUGUGGUAAAAAUACUGUUAAUAGUGGAAGGAGAACUGAAAUAUUUACUAAACAGCGGAAAUAAGCUCAAGGCAGGAGUAUAUACUGAAUAUGUUGUACGUAUCUCACCUCAGGUACCUGUACAAAUCUAAAUACUGAUUUUAUGGACGAAUCUCUUUCCGUCGUGGAUAUGAAUUUAUACCUGUUUUGAUUCCAUCCCCAGACCUUGAUUGUAAUAGAAGUUCUCGGAUCCAAGCGUUUGCCGUCAGCUCUUGGAUAUUAUUCUAUAUUCAUGAGUCUUUCUGGGGCCGCUUCGUUUCCUAUUAGCGGUAAGUCAUCAAAUCCCAAAGUGACAAAUUUAAAAAUGUUUCAAGAGUUAGAGAAACAAUAUUCGCCUUAAGGGUAAAACUGUGUAUUGUCAAUUUGCUGAAAAGACCAUUUUCAAAAGUAAAUCCCUUAUAUUGCAGCGUUUUGUAAAACAUGCAAAAUUUGAGCGAGUGCAAUAGAAAGUUAUGCUGUUGAUCAAAGAUGCCAUAUUUAAAAAUUCAAAACUGGUCAAUUUAGACCAUGGAGCACAGAUGAGAUAUGUGCCUGACAGCAGUCUACUUCAAAGGAUAUCCACAUACAUUGACAAUGGAGCACAGAUGAGAUAUGUGCCUGACAGCAGUCUACUUCAAAGGAUAUCCACAUACAUUAGAAUACAUUAGAAAGCUGGUUCAUUUGCUCCGAUUAGUUUUAAUUUCACUGUCUCUUACUGUCAAUUUGAAUACCAUUCGGACAGUGACAUGAUUAGAUAAGUGUUAGAAAGCCAAUGUCUGCAAACAACAUAAUGCUUAAUUUGUAUGAUAGGACAAUGUCUGCAAACAUCCCAUAUGAUGUUUCAUUAGAAUGAUAGGACCAUGACUGCAAAAUCACAUAUGUUUCAUUAGUAUGAUAGAGCAAUUCCUGCAAACAUCAAAUAUGAUGUUUCAUUAGAUUGAUAGGACAAUGUCUGGAACAUCACAUAUAAUGUUUCAUUAGUAUGCUCGGACAAUGUCUGCAAACAUCACAUAUGUCUGCAAACAUCAUAUAUGAUGUUUCAUUAGUAUGAUAGGGCAAUGUCUGCAAACAUCACAUAUGUUUCAAUUAGUAUGAUAGGAAAAUUCUUGCACUGAGCAUUUUAAAAAGGAAUGUGUAGACUUGAAGCUGCCCUGACACUCUCAUGAUCCUAUCAUGUGGAAUACUUUCAUGACUUUUGGCAGCUCUGCACGUUCCCCGUGGUAUUAACUAAAGUCGUAACAAUCCUCAAUCAACAUAGGCUUUAGUGUAAUCUAGGACAGUAUCAAUCAAAGGCUUUAGUGUAAUCUAGGACAGUAUCAAUCAAUAUAGGCUUUAGUGUAAUCUAGGACAGUAUCAAUCAAAAUAGGCUUUAGUGUAAUCUAGGACAGUAUCAAUCAAUCUAGGCUUUAGUGUAAUCUAGGACAGUAUCAAUCAAAGGCUUUAGUGUAAUCUAGGACAGUAUCAAUCAAUAUAGGUUUUAGUGUAAUCUAGGACAGUAUCAAUAUUUAUAGGCUUUAGUGUAAUCUAGGACAGAAUCAAUCAAUAUAGGCUUUAGUGUAAUCUAGGACAGUAUCAAUCAAUAUAGGCUUUAGUGUAAUAUAGGACAGUAUCAAUCAAUAUAGGCUUUAGUGUAAUCUAAGACAGUAUCAAUCAAUAUAGGCUUUAGUGUAAUCUAGGACAGUAUCAAUCAAUAUAGGCUUUAGUGUAAUCUAGGACAGUAUCAAUCAAUCUAGGCUUUAGUGUAAUCUAGGACAGUAUCAAUCAAUAUAGGCUUUAGUGUAAUCUAGGACAGUAACAAUCAACAUAGGCUUUAGUGUAAUCUAGGACAGUAACAAUCAAAGGCUUUAGUGUAAUAUAGGACAGUAUCAAUUUACGGAUUGAAAUAACUGCAACUGUUUUAUUUUUAAUGACAAAUGAAGUGAUCAUAAAAUUGAGCUAUCAAAUUUAGAUGAUAAAGACCUAUGGUUUGUAAUUUCCCCAAACGACAAAGCCGUCUACAUUCAACGUGAGUGAUUGACUUUUCUUAUCCUCAAUUAACCUUUCAGGUAAUGUCCAAUGUCUCAUUUUAUGUUACAGGUGCGUUACGUGAUGCCACAGGCACCUACACCUCAUCUUUUCACUUCUUUGGAGCCCUGUACUUAACUGCAGCUCUCUCUCUUGUGUGUGUCAAGUUUAUGAUCAAGAAAAAAGAUGACAACGAAAAAAAAGCGACUCAAUAAAACAUCUAAUAUUCAUUAUUUUUUUAACAUAGAUAAAAAGACAAAUAUUUUAUUUUAAAAUGUCAAAACCAAGAAUUUAGCUAUUAUCUAUUGUGGCAAGAAAGUAGCUAUUAUCUAUUGUGCCAAGAAAGUAGCUAUUAUCUAUUGUGCCAAGAAAGUAGCUAUUAUGUAUUGUGCCAAGAAAGUAGCUAUUAUGUAUUGCGAAUGGCAGACUUGAGCUCAUCAUGAAAAUAUCAAUGUGUGUGAAAAUAAUUGUUUAAGUGCCCGUGUAGGACUGAUGGAUAUUUAGGUUGGGAACAUUUUUAAAGGAGCUGAUAGCCCUAAAAAUGUCAAAUAAAUAAAGCAAUAAGUUCAUCUAACAGGCCAUAUUAAACAAUGUUAGUUCAACUUAAAGUCUAUAAUUGUGAAAAGUAUGGCUGUAUAUUGUUACUAAACUUUAGUUUGCUGCAUUAUUAUGUGAUGAACAAUUUUAUUUGUAUACAAUAAUAAUAUGAGCCCAAGAAAACCUACAAGAAGUGCUAACAUUUCGAAAAUAAAUGUCCUCUUAGACUUUGUUGAGAGAAGACAACUCGUGAUUAACAUCAUUCUUCCCAUCACAUUUCGUAACACACAUACACACAAAUUACAAAAAUAUAGUACAAGAAAAGAUAAACUCAAACAUAAAUACUCCAAACAACACACGGACACACACACAAAACAUACCCACACCCUUCUCCCCCUGUCAUAGUUACUUUUUAACGCUGAGUACCGACACUACUUUAAAUAGCUCUUCACUACAACUCCAUUGACAAUAAGAGCCAGGCAUGUUCAAGGUAGCUGGGGAUCAAUUCCAUUCAUGAUUCCCCUCGCUGUGUUUUUAAAGUUUGAACGAUGAACUCCGCAACUUCUGGUAUGCCCAGCCCAUGCUUGGCUUGUAUGAAAACUGUUGGACCAUCCUGUCGCAUGCAUUUUGCAUCUUGCUCCAUCCUCUGUAAGCAUUAUUUACAAAGUUUUAAAAUACAGUUUUCUUGUAUUGGUUUAUAUUUGUAUUUUAAAAAAAAAAAACUGAUUUGAAACUGGGGAACUCAUUCGUCUUAAGAAACAAUUUAGAAUGUUGUGAUUUUAUUAUAGUGUGAUUAUAAUUGUAUUGGAUAACAAGGAAAAUAUAUUUCCUUUCAGCAGAUCACUAGCUCAAAUAAAAGAAUCCCAAAAAUAUUAUUACUACUCAAGCCAGACAUCAACACCAUUUUAUAAAAAAAGUAUUUGUGUUUAUAAAUCUUGAUAAAAACAAAAAGGAUAAUAAAUGAAGUACUGGGUUCAAGCUGUAGUGUGAAGGAAAUCGUGGAACAAGGUUUGUGAAGGAAAU